Botrytis byssoidea is the source of this 1689-nucleotide messenger RNA. RefSeq lists its product as uncharacterized. The transcript has 5 exons. Lineage: Eukaryota; Fungi; Ascomycota; Leotiomycetes; Helotiales; Sclerotiniaceae. The coding region runs from base 1 to 1689 and encodes 562 amino acids. The record is from RefSeq and is a predicted model, not a curated record.
AUGGGCAAACUUGCUGGACUCAUUAGUUCAGGUAUUGGUCUCGCAAUGGAAGCAAAGACGUCUUAUCAAUCUCCGAGUCCUAAAUCCCACACGAAAGAUGCAAAUCGGGAUUCGACUUAUAUAGCUCCAUCCCAGAUGCCACUUCACACUUUGUCAAAAGCAAAUCAACAUAGCAAUAAUGAGGACGCAUAUCGAGACCUACAAUCCUACGCUGACUACCAAAACACCCUUUCAGAUCGCAUAAGUGCAGAGGUAGAGAGAGAUGAAAAUUACAGAAAAUAUUUAACCGCAAAUCCUCGAGCACAACCAAUGAGGAAUGUAUACGAGCGAGACGUUUCAUUUUACUCCCACGAGCUGCCAGAUCAAAGGAUUCGGCCAGCUCAAGGGCUCUCUUGCCCUGUAAUACUGCCACAGCGGAGGCCUGAAACGCAGAGUCGUGGUAUAAUCCGAGCGUACUCCUUGGAGCUAGCGGGUUGUGGCAUAGAUCAAGAUACAUUUCUGGAUUUUAUUGAUGAUUUCAAUGAAGCUCAUAAAGCGUCUCCUUAUCUCGACGCCGUGAAUGUGGCCGCUCAAGGUGUCGGAUUUGCACCCGGUAUUUCUCCGAUGGUUGUGUCUAUGGUUGUUCCAAUUGCAGUACGAGCCGCCAAAGGUUAUCAGACACAAAGACAAUCGUCCUCUUUCUUAGACAGAGCCAAUAAAAACCUCUUCGUACCGCAUGGUCUCUUUGCAAUGGUCUUAACAUUUAAGCCUGAACAGACUCAAAACUCGUAUGGAGUACCAAGAGAAGUCCAACUUCCUCCAUCUGCUUCCCUUAUUUAUCCCGACGAUGAAAGACGUGGUCAACAAACUGGCCUAAAAAAAAUGGGCCACUUUAUUGCGGACUAUGGAGAUCGUAGAGCCCAGGCUCGAUACGCGCACAACAACCCCGAGUCAUCUUUGGCUGGUCCUUUACCAGCAUUCAACAGUCGUUGGGCUGACCCAAAUCAUCCUGCCAAUAGUGGUGGACUAAAAAGUCUACUGACUGGCAUUCCAGACGAUAGAAAAUCCAGCAGAGAAGGCAAAAAAGAUCGCAAAAAAGACAGAAGAGAUCGUCGUCGUAGAGAUAGCUCAAGCAGUAAUACAUCCAGGAGGGGUGGACUUCUAAGCACAGCACUUGGAGCAGUAGGUGAUGCCAGUGGGAGGAAUAGCACUUCUGGUAGCAGCAGAACAAGUUUGGUAGGAACCGCGAGAGGGAUGAUAAAUGGACCUGGGAAACAAGAUCAAAGUUUAAUCAAGGGAAUAAAAGGCAUAGGGAUGAAGACUGAUAUCCUAUACCUGAUGAUCACAAAUAACCCCGAAGCUCAGAGAUCCUUCCCUUCGACAAGGUCACGAACGCCACUGACUCACGUUUCGUCAAUUUUACCACUGGAGUCUCAAACCACGAACCCAGAGAAUUGGCUGAGAUCGUCCAAGAAUGAUCAAGACUCCGUCUAUUUAAUGUCGGAUCAAAAUCGAACAGUUCACUAUACCAACCAAAACCAAAAUGGCAAUCCCUAUAUCGUGAGGCAAGAUCGAGUCGCCAUGGGGUCUACCGCUAGACAGUUUGAACCAAACGACGCUCCACCGCCUGCAUACAGAGAAGCAAUGCCGGCACGAUACUAUGAUCAGAUGCGACAACAUGACGAGGAGUUCUGCGCACCCACUAUAUGA